Messenger RNA from Seminavis robusta, 1242 nucleotides. Lineage: Eukaryota; Bacillariophyta; Bacillariophyceae; Naviculales; Naviculaceae. The record is from the annotation of a GenBank genome assembly.
AUGAAGCUCACGAGAACCUCCCCUCUUAUCAGCAUUGCUGAGAACCCCGAUAAGAGGUCCAUUGCCUCGGCGGUCAGCCAAACGUCUCUGACAGCAUCGGAUUCCGGCAGCAAUCACGACGAGGAGGAUUAUGUCAUGUCCCCCCAGUUUGCGCAAACCUUGGUCUCCCGCACCGAACGCAAAGUCAAGGCAUUUCUGGAGGCAUCCCAAUGGGUCCGCGAUCAUAUCUCCAAUCUGGACCAAAUCCCUCGUUUGAGUGCCGCGACGGAUUUUGUGGCGGGCCGUGUCAUUGCCGAAGGAGGCUUUUCCAAUAUUCAUGAAAUCACCUCCUUUUGCGACACGGCUGCCUUUGACAACAACAGCAACAACAAUACAAAGAAGAAGAAGAGCUAUGUCGUCAAACGAUUAAAACCACAAUUGGCAUUGAAUCCACCCAAAUUGCGGGCCGCCGCCAAGGAUAUUUGCAAUGAAAUUCAUGUCCUGAGCAGUUUGGAUCAUCCCAAUAUCGUCCGGGUUCAGGCAUUGUCGACAACCGGAAUUGAAGCCAUUGCCGAAACCUGUCGUGUGGAUUCGUUCUUUCUCAUUUUGGAACGACUUGAUCAGACACUGUUGCACAAGAUUUCGCAGUGGCGGCAAGAAGGCAUCCGGGCGAAUGCCCUUGCGUUGAACAAACUGCACAAGUGCCCGCACACUCAACGACUCUUUCGAGAACGCAUGGGAGUGGCACACCAAGUGGCCAGUGCCUUGGCCUAUUUGCAUCAACAUCGGAUACUGCAUAAUGACAUCAAGCCCGGCAAUAUUGGAUUCGAUGAUACUGGAGUUGUCAAGAUGUUUGAUUUUGGAUUGGCGGUGGAACUACCCAAUGACACCGAUACGUUUGAUCUCGGCAAUGCCGGGACCCCGCGCUAUCAGGCCAAUGAAGUGUUGAAGAAACAACCCUACAAUAUGAAGGCGGAAUCCUACAGUCUGGCCAUGCUGCUGUGGGAAAUCACGUCCCUGACCAAACCCUUUGCGUGCCUCGAUGAAAAUGAAGUGAAACAGUCCGUGACACAAAUCAACUAUCGUCCCGGCAUUCCUCGUUCGUGGCCUCGAGCGUUGCGCCGAUUGGUCGCCAAGGGAUGGUCCAAACGCAUGACACAACGACCCACCAUGGCCGAAAUGAAAGCGAGUUUGGAACAGAUUGCGUCGCACGAUUACAGUCGCAGCAGCAGUGGAACAAUGGCCAGUUUGUUGUUUCGCUAA